This is a messenger RNA of Caenorhabditis angaria, 739 nucleotides long. The record is from the annotation of a GenBank genome assembly. Lineage: Eukaryota; Metazoa; Nematoda; Chromadorea; Rhabditida; Rhabditidae.
AUGAGCAAUUUGUUAAUUGGAUUUGAUGACUUAUCAAGUUUUCCCGUAGAUCAACAAAAAAUUCUAGUCAAACAUUUCAUUGGACCAUUCGUUUUUCUAGAAGGUGGAUUCAAAUCUAUUAGUUAGUUUUCAUAGAAAUAUUAUUGAUUAAUAUUAUAAUUUUACUGCAGAUCGUAAUAUUUGGGUACUGCCAAGUGAUGAUUAUGUCGAUUGUGAUCAACCCGAAAUGUUUUAUAAGGAUUCUGAAGAUGAAGAUGAUUCAAAAGGGAGAAAAGCUUAUGAGUGAGUUUAAAUCGACAAAAAGUUUAUGUUUAAAGAAUAAUCACUUUCAGGACAUUUAAACCUUAUUGGUCACUCAAUCGAAAUAUUUUGAAAGUCCCUAUGGAUGAAACUAAACUAGAUAAAUUUGAAUUUUUGUUUCUAUGCGCUUUGGUAUUUUGGGAUUUUGGAUUGUCUAAUCAAACUGAAGAUUCGAUUGCAAAAUGUCAAAAAUUAAAGACAAGUAUUUUGGAAGAACUCUCGUCUUAUGAGAAGAGUAAUUUUCGCGGAGAUGCAUCUUAUCGUGUAGCUCAAAUAGUCAUCAUACUUCAAGCAGUACAGGUUUGGAUUUUUCAAAAUAUUGUUUUUUUAAACUAUAUUUCAGAGAUCUUUUGACCUUCUCAGCGAGACACUUGAAGUUUCCUUGCUUUAUGAUAUAUUUGAACAUCAUUCUUCACUUUUUGACACGAUUCCUAAAUAA